ACGAUGGAGGCGAUGGUUGUGACGAUCGAAUUCUCACGUUUCUCGGUAGAAGUGAGAUAGAUAGGGAUAGAGAGGGAGAGAGAGAGAAAGAAAGAAAGAGACUGUACAAGAGAGAAGCAGACUGUACGCCGGUGGUCUGCGAUCGGCGUGACGUUAAUUUUGACGCGCGCGAGUGAGUGCACGAAUUCUCAGAUUUCGUAUCGUCGUCGCCGUCGUCGUCGUCGUAGUCGUGAUCGUGAUCGUGAUCGUGAUCGAGGUGAUCGUGAUCGUUAUUGUCGUCAUCGAAUCGUGCGUCUUCCGUAAACCGCCGUUCCGUUUGAUUCGAGUACCGCCACCUUCUUCAACCACCUCCAAUCUGAAUCAAUCGGAACGUUCUUUCGAUCCGUUACGACGAAACAGGCGGCGGCUCAUUCGCGAUUAUCCUUCUUUCUUUCUUUCUUUCUUUCUUUCUUUCGUUCGUUCGUUCGUUCGUACGUACGUACGUACGUACGUUGAUCCGUUCGUUCGUUCGCGAAUUCAUCUCUCGUUCGAUCUGUCUUUUCAUGUUCCUUGUUUCUUCGAAAUCAUCGAAGAGGAACAAUCACGUACACGCGUGCUACGUAUGUACGUGUCGUCAACGCAACGGAACGACGCUCUCGCGUGUUUUCAAGAGAUAAAUACCUACAUAGAUGUAUCCUAACGUGUAUGUACAUCUUCUUCGUAUUCCUCGCCCUUUCUUGGCCUGGUCAACGCUGAUCCUAUAAAAACGUGGCUGCCAAGGACAUUCUUCUCGUUUGGAAAACAAUUUCAAUGGAACUUUGCGUAUGUGGGACGCGAUAACCUUCGCCAAUGAAGAUCCUGUUUGACUUAUAUGAUCUCCUACGUGUCCUCGUACAUACUUUUACCUGAGAAGAUAACAAAAGAAAAAAACAAUUGUUUCUUUGAAUACAUUUAUUCGAAACACAUAUAUACAACAAACGCAUACAUCUUACCGGUUCUAAUAUAUCUUGCAAACAGAAUGAAAAUGAUCAGACGUUGUCUCAAGAACGAAAAAUAAAUACGGAAAAGCGGAGAAAAACUGCAAAAGAAUCAUGUAAAAUUAUUUGGAAAUUCAAUUUGGAUUGCACCGACCGAUUGAUUAAUUGAUCGAUUGAUUGAUUCAUUGGUAAAUAUAAUAAUCUUCGGAUAAGAAAACAGGUCGAAAGAACGUUCGUUUUUUCGAAAGGGAGAAAUAAGGAAAAUUAGGUGAUGCACUCAGGAUUAAGAGGGUCAGGACUCGAGGGAAAAUGUUUCGCUCCAAGAUUCGCAUUCACACGUGUCAAGUGAUUCUUCUAACGUCUUUGGUAUGGUUUCUGGUAGACGUGAUGGUACUUAUGUUCUAUUCGGAUUGUAUCGGAGGAUCCGGAUGGGGUUGUUCCGACACGAACAAGCAAACUCCGACGGAAGAAAGUCAGCCACAUCCUCAAGCUAUGAAAAGAGAAACUGCCGAUCUACAAUUAUAUAAUAAAAGAAAGUACAAGCAAUCGGAAUUACAUUUAUGGAGACCUGCGAAGGUCAUUAGAGAAAAUAAGGGUAAUCCAGGUGAAAUGGGAGCAGCCGUACAUAUCGCUCCUGAACUCGAAACUAAACAACAAGAGUUAUUUAAAUUGAAUCAAUUUAAUCUAAUGGCUAGUGACAUGAUAUCUUUGCAUCGUUCUUUAAAGGACAUUAGACUCGAAGGUUGUAAAACGAAAAGGUAUAACAAGUAUCUUCCGGAUACUAGUAUCGUUAUCGUCUUUCAUAACGAGGCAUGGAGCACAUUGUUGCGUACCGUUUGGUCCGUCAUCAAUAGAUCGCCUAGAUCGUUAUUGAGGGAGAUUAUUCUCGUUGAUGACGCUAGUGAACGAGAUCAUUUAAAAAAGGAUUUAGAAGAAAAUGUUAAAACUUUACCCGUACCAACGUACGUCUAUCGCACGAAGACAAGAUCGGGUCUUAUAAGAGCUAGAUUAUUGGGAGCGAAACACGUGAAAGGUCAAGUUAUAACGUUUUUGGAUGCACAUUGCGAGUGUACGGAAGGAUGGUUGGAACCAUUGCUUUCAAGGAUAGCAGACGACAGGACAAUCGUUGUAUGUCCCAUCAUCGAUGUAAUUAGCGACGAUACGUUCGAAUAUAUACCUGCCAGUGACAUGACUUGGGGUGGUUUCAAUUGGAAAUUGAACUUCCGAUGGUACAGAGUCGCACAAAGAGAAAUGGAUAGAAGAAACGGGGAUAGAACGGCUCCUCUACGUACACCAACGAUGGCAGGGGGUUUGUUUUCCAUAGAUAAGGACUAUUUCUAUGAGCUUGGUGCGUACGACGAAGGAAUGGACAUAUGGGGUGGUGAAAAUCUUGAAAUGAGUUUCCGAGUAUGGCAAUGUGGUGGAACGUUAGAAAUCAGUCCAUGUUCACACGUGGGACAUGUAUUCCGCGACAAGAGCCCGUAUACGUUUCCUGGCGGUGUCAGCAAGAUAGUUCUACACAAUGCGGCCAGGGUUGCCGAAGUCUGGAUGGAUGAGUGGAGAGAUUUUUACUAUGCCAUGAACCCAGGUGCAAGAAACGUAGUCGUCGGAAAUGUGUCGGAACGAAUAAAACUAAGAGAACGUCUUAAAUGUAAGAGCUUCAGGUGGUAUUUAGAAAAUAUUUAUCCUGAAUCUCCAAUGCCACUAGAUUAUUAUUAUCUUGGUGAUGUUAAAAACGUUGAUACGCAUACCUGUUUGGAUACUAUGGGUAGAAGAACAGGAGAAGUUGUUGGCAUUAGCUAUUGUCAUGGACUAGGUGGUAAUCAGGUGUUUGCUUAUACGAAACGACAACAAAUAAUGUCGGAUGAUAUGUGCCUUGAUGCAGCCAGCCCACAAGGUCCAGUUAAAAUUGUUCGUUGCCAUGGGAUGGGUGGUAAUCAAGCAUGGGCCUACAAUGAAGAGACAAAAAUGAUCGAACACACAAAUACAGGCCAUUGUCUGUCAAAACCACGUUCGGGAGAUACCUCGCAACCUGUUCUUGCACCGUGCGAUUCACAUAAUGUUGGACAAAAAUGGAUUAUGCAAAGUAAAUUCAAGUGGCAAGCCAGCUAAUAUAUAUUGAGCUUAAGUGCAAACCUCUAUACAAUAUUUGUUAAUAUAUUUAAUAGAUUAUAAUCAAGGAACUGACCAUAAGAUAAUAUCGCGGCAGAACGAUAAGUAUUAUGACUGAUAGAAACAUAGUCGCUGUAUUAUGUUUUGUCGAUUCAUUGAAUUGAUAUAUCAAUGAAAUGGACAUUGGGAAAGAAAGUAGCUUCGUGUGAAUUUCAUAAUAAGAACAAAACGCUCGCGAAUUAAAUACUUCAUUUAUUUCUUAAGAUAAAUAUUAAUUAGACUUUACUAAGACCAUGGUGUUUAGUUACUGCCAUUUCUUAUGGUAUGCCUUGAUUAAUGUAUGAGGAUAAAAGAAGUACAUUUCUGACUGUGUGAGAACGUGCAAGAGUGAUACAAAAAAAAAAAAAAGAAUAAGAGAAUGAACUCUUUAACGAGCAGUAACAGAGAAAGCAUAUCAGAGACCACUGUUAUAAAUAAAUACUUGUUGACAUAAAAAAAAAGAAACAUAUUUGAUAAUUUGGGGUGCGUGCAAUGGCAGACGUUUGAAAGAUACUAAUCUAUAUGUGUGAAGAAAAAAAAAUAUAUAAGGAUAUGCUAAAUUUGUAAGUGUCACAACUAUGAUUGUGUGAGUGUUGUUAGUAUGAAAGUGAAAUUCAUGGUGACACUACUGGUUAUACUAAUUAUAGAGAACUUGUAUCGUACAAUCCAUUAUUAGUUAGGGAAGAGCACUGAAUCUUUUUAUACCGAUACUUCUGACAGUUCCUUGCAUUUCAUUCGUAAUUAAGUUGUUAUGCUUUUGUUUCAAUAAAAGCAAAGAUUCUACUCAUCUUUUUCACUAAAGCAUGAUGAGAUUACAUUUACGAGAUUUUAGUUAAAUAUGAAAGAUUACCGGCUGUUGUUUGUUACAAUCUUGUUAUAUAUCUUACAUAUUCAUUUAAAUUUAUGACAUAUGUCUUCCGCAUUUUAUUAAUAAAGACUUCAUAUUUUUACUGUAAUAGAAUAAAUAACUAUUCUUCGUAGAUAUUACAUUCUGCUUAAACAUAGUUUAUUAUUGCAAAUAUCGCAGUUGAACAAAAAAUGUUACACCAUUGGAUAGGAGUAAAUAGAUGUCUUUCAGAUUCUGGCGCCCUUCCCUUUGAUAUAAAUUUUCAAAAGAAAUUGCAAUAUUCGUUGUAGUUGAGACAAUUACUUUUUUUGUGCCCGUGUAAAAUAAUCUCUGUACUUCCUAGAUUUACAGUUAGUAACACGUGAGUAAUACAAUUUUUCUUACAUUCUCAACACAUCCAUCUAUGAUAUUUAGAACAUGUUGUGUACCAUAGUGAAACUUUAAUACUCUGCAACAUUAGUAUUAAAGAGUAAUACAUUAUUAACACUUAUCUAUUUAAUCUGAAAAAAAAAUAUUAUGGUGAUGGUACAACAAUAAUUUAUCAUUUAUAGCCUAUAUAUGUACAUGUAAUUAGACUUUUAAAACAGCAAUGUUUAUUUUUGUACAGGAUUUAGAUUGAUUUUAUAUAUUUGAAAAAGAGAGUCUAACAAAAAUUUACAGUUAAACUAUUCAGAUUCAGUAAAACAUGUUCACUGAUGUAAAAAGAAAACAAGAAAAGAAAAAAAAAACAAAAAAGAAGACGAAGUGAUAGUAUUUCCAUGUCAUGUCAUUCCAUAUAUUGCAAUCCUAAGUUUAUUUUUUAAUACACUUCUUAAUGUUUGCACAGAAAAUGAAGUACAAAUACCUUUGUCUUAAAUAACACAAUUGCUUCAUUGCGCAUUCACGAUACAUUGAUCAAAUCGAAAUCUUUGAUCGUUUUGUUUUCUGUAUUUUUUAAUGUUUUUAGUAUAUAUAAAAACAUGUAUAUAUAUAUAUUUGCAAGUGUUAAGCUUAAUUAUAGUAAUGUCCAACAUAGAAAAAACCAGUGAAACAAACUUCCAAUGUUUUAAUAUCUUAAAGAGUGUUAUUCAUUUACUCACAUAUUCCGUCUUGAAUUUUUUUUUUUCUAAUAUGCUGAAAGUCAGAAGAUGCAAGUUUAAAGACAAUAAAGCAAUCUACACAUGUUCCAUUAAGUUACAUAAUAUAUAUUCUAUACUUGUAAACUGUAAAUUAUACUACUUAAUUUACAACAAGUUUUGAAGUAAUCUAGUGUACUUACAUUGUAUGUAACAAUUGCAUGAAAAAAAAAAAAGAACAUUUACCGAAGUUACAUAGCCUCGUAUACUUUAUAAAAGUAUAAAUCAUUGGCAAUAGUAAAACAGAUUUUUAAUAAGUGAAUCAAUAUUCAUUUCUAAACGUUUAAAAAUUACAAAUCCUCUAAUCAACAUAAAUCUAUGAAAUCUUUUUUCGAAAUAUGUAUAUAUACACACAAUUAAUUACGUUUGUAAGAAAUAUACAUUUUCAAUUUAAUUUUUAUGAAAAUUACAAAAUUAUAAAUAAUUCUAUAUAACAAUGCCUUAAAAAAAGGUAUACGUAUCCUCGUGUGCUACUUACCUGUGAAGUGAAACGUGUAUAGAAUAUGACUAAUUUGCCAGCUUUUAACAAAUAAAUUAUUUGUUAUAUGCAUCUGCACUGUACAGAUUUUUUACAUUCUAACUGCAAUGUAUAUUCUUUUAUAUAGAUCAAUUAAUACUUAUGUUGUUAAAAUAUAGUUCAUUGUACAUAGGUAAAUAUAAUUAGGUGUGAUACCCUGAAUUUUUGAGUCCAAUGUGCCUCAAAGAUAGAAUACUAUGACUACUUAGCAAUGUAUACAUAGAGUUGUACUUUUUCAAAACUAUUUGUCUUAAAUUUGAAGUAAAGUCAUUUAAUGAGGGCAAUUAAAUAUAAUUGGAUUAUAACGACGCUUUGAAUAAACUAGACUUUACUUUUAUUAUUGAAUGGCUCUGGACACUUUGUAACUUAUUGUAUACUUUGUUAUUUGUUAUCUUUUUUAAUGUUAAUGCAAACAUACAACCUGUAACUUCAAUGUAUAGGGUGUUAAUUCAUAAGUCAAUUAUACUCGUAAAGUUAAAUCUAUGACAAUAUAAAUUUAUGAGUCGGGAGAUGAAAUAAAAAUAUAGAUGUACAAAAUGUA
Vespula pensylvanica (western yellowjacket) is the source of this 6127-nucleotide messenger RNA. It is a transcript of the gene Pgant5, whose product is annotated as polypeptide N-acetylgalactosaminyltransferase 5. The transcript is spliced from 9 exons. Gene Ontology annotation, cellular component: Golgi apparatus. Bases 1266 to 3068 code for a protein of 600 amino acids. NCBI's taxonomy places the organism in Eukaryota, Metazoa, Arthropoda, Insecta, Hymenoptera, Vespidae. The record is from RefSeq and is a predicted model, not a curated record.